CUUAUCUCUAAAAAAGAUUACUGGAUUAGAACUGCAAUGGGUUGAUGUGUUUGAUGGCUCACGAAUGGAUACACUUGAAGAGGAAGUUCUCAAUGAGCUGAAACCUAAUAGUGAUACGUUGAAAACGCUUUCAGUCGUGUCAUAUGGCGGAACACAAAUUUCAAACUGGGUUGGUGAUCGCUCUUUUCAUGAGUUGGUUAAUGUGUCAAUACGUGGUUGUAGAAAAUGCAAAUCUCUACCCCCAUUUGGGUUGCUCCCUUCACUUAAGAGGUUGCAGAUUCAAGGCAUGGAUGAGGUUAAAAUCAUAGGUUUGGAGUUAACCGGAAAUGAUGUUAACGCCUUCCGUUCACUUGAAGUUCUAAGAUUUGAAUAUAUGUCUGGAUGGGAGGGGUGGUCAACUAAAAAUGAGGGUUCAGCAGCAGUGUUUCCAUGCCUUAAAGAGCUUUCUAUAAUCAAUUGUCCACAAUUGAUUAAUGUCUCACUUCAAGCACUGCCUUCACUCAAGGUUCUUGAAAUUGACACAUGUGGUGAUGGUGUGCUGAGAAGUCUGGUUCAUGUAGCUUCAUCAGUCACUAAAUUGAAAAUAAGUGAUGUAUCAGGGCUUACAUAUGAGGUGUGGAGAGGUGUUAUAGGGUAUCUUAAGGAAGUUGAAGAAUUAAGUAUCUGGGGAUGUAAUGAAAUAGAAUACUUGUGGGAAUCAGAAGCAGAGGCAAGUAAGCUUCUUGUGAGAUUAAAGGAAUUGAGAUUACAGUAUUGUUCAGGUUUGGUAAGUUUAGAAGAGAAAGAGGAGGAUGACAAUUUUGGGAGCAGCACCAGCCUGUUAUCUCUUAGAAGUCUGGAUGUAAGGUAUUGUAGUAGCAUAAAGCGUUUAUGCUGUACAAAGAGCAUUGAGAGUUUGGGAAUUUUUUAUUGUUCAGUUAUUACAGAUGUCUACUUCCCAAAAGAAGGAGGGAAUAAGCUCAAAUCACUUCGUAUACGCAGAUGUGAAAAACUUGAGGGAAAAAUCAACAACACAAGCAUGCCAAUGCUUGAAACCCUAUAUAUUGAUACAUGGGAAAAUCUAAGAUCAAUCAGUGAAUUGAGUAACUCCACUCACCUCACCAGCCUGGAUAUAAAGCGAUGCCCACGGGUGUCACUUCCAGAGCUUCAGCUAUCAAACCUCACCAGUUUGGAAAUUGGUAAAUGUGAAAAUCUUGAGUCAUUACCCGCGCUAUCAAACCUCACCAGUUUGUCAAUUUGGACAUGUGAAAGUCUGGAGUCAUUACCUGAACUAUCAAAUCUCACCUUUUUGUCAAUUAGUGAUUGUAAACGUCUGGUGUCAUUACCUGAGCUAAAGAAUCUCGCCUUGUUAAAAGAUCUGGAAAUCAGAAGGUGUCGAGGUAUUGAUGUUUCCAUUCAUGGUGGACGUUGGCCUCCCAAAUUGUGCUCACUUAAACUAGAAGGGUUGAAGAAGCCCGUAUCAGAGUGGGGGGAUCUGAAUUUUCCAACUUCCCUUGUUCACCUGACGUUAGAGGAUGAACCCAAUGUGAGUGAUUUUAGUCAAUUGUCCCACCUUUUCCCUUCUUCUCUUACAUCUCUGGAGAUAACUGGAUUUGAUAACCUGGAAUCACUUUCAAUGGGACUCCAACACCUCACAUCCCUUCAACAUCUGUACAUUGACGAUUGUCCAAAGGUGAACGAUCUACCAGAGACGCUGUUACCUUCACUUUUGAGUUUGAGAAUAGAAGAAUGCCCAAAAUUGAAAGAAAGGUGUGAAGGAAGAGGCUCCCACUACUGGCCCCGAAUCUCUCAUAUCCCCAGAAUCGACAAUUGAAGACUAAUUGAAAGAAAGUCACUGAAAACAGAUUUACUGUCGUCAAUACCAAAUCACCGGAGGUAAAACGACAUCGUACCACCAUCUUCACACAUCAUAUCGGAUUUAUAAAGCCAUCGCAGCCGAUGAUUUCGUCGACGGCUGUAAUUUUUCCGGCGACUCGUCUUCGAACUGCUGCUCACACCCUCAGUUAUAGAAAGAAGAAAAUCUAUCAAGGUUUCUUCAAAUCAACAAAACAGAUCCAAGAUACAUCAGAAUUGCUGGAAAGGGCACUACGUCUACUGCGUUAACUUGGUUCACUUACAUGCUUCAAACAUCAUGAGAUUCAAGAUAUGGUUGCAACAGAAAUCAAAGAAACAACAAAAAUGAGAAACAAUGCCACAAAUGUUGUAGAAUUUGCAAAUGCUGUGAGUGAAGAAAGCCAAGAAAAAAUUGCAAAAUCUUCAUACUUCGACUUACAGGAGAGUCUCGUACAGGUUAGGCCGACCCAAAGCUCUUUUUGUCUA
Helianthus annuus (common sunflower) is the source of this 2319-nucleotide messenger RNA. Its product is annotated as putative disease resistance protein At3g14460. NCBI's taxonomy places the organism in Eukaryota, Viridiplantae, Streptophyta, Magnoliopsida, Asterales, Asteraceae. The coding region runs from base 65 to 1813 and encodes 582 amino acids. The record is from RefSeq and is a predicted model, not a curated record. The transcript has 3 exons.